GUCGAACCAAAGAGGUGGUCUUCCACCGCACAGGAAACCCAAAAGUGCGCACGCGCAGUGCUCUGUUGCUACACUGUUGUUGUAGUAACCAGGAAGAUUAGCAGUGAUCGUCAACUCUCCUUGCAUAUUUAAGCUAGUUAGCUUGUAGCAGGCUGGAUAAAACAAGGACGGCGGCUGCAAUGGUUGACACUUGAUCCCUGGAGGAUUUUAGCUGUCUCUCUGCGGAGAUGCCAGCUGUAGCUCAGGAUAAGGAGGACUCUGAGUUCUCAUCAGAAGACGAGCAAGAAGACCAUCCUUGCAUUGCUUGGAGUGGCCUCAGCAGGACAAUCCCGAUCUUCUUGUUUUUCCCUGAAGCCAUUGUGUCAAAGAAUGGGACUAUCAGUGCUGGUGGAGCGCGAUACAACAUGGCCUUCAAGAUCGUGCGCACAGAGAGUCGCCUGGUGCGAGGGAUACUGACCAAUCAUGGUUUCCAUGAGGUUAACGCAAAUAGCAACGACUUUAACUUAAUGUGGACAGGGUCUCACCUUAAGCCUUAUCUACUGCGAAGCCUUCAAGAUUUCCAGAAGGUCAACCACUUUCCCAGAUCUUAUGAGUUGACCCGCAAAGAUCGCCUUUAUAAGAACAUUCAGCGAAUGCAGGAGGCCCACGGCUUCAGAAACUUCCACAUUGUUCCACAGACCUUUGUGCUACCUUCGGAAUACCAGGAAUUCUGCUCUUGUUACACAAAGGACAAGGGCCCAUGGAUUAUUAAACCAGUAGCAUCAUCAAGAGGACGAGGCAUCUACUUAGUCAGCAAUCCAAAUCAGAUUUCACUGGAUGAGAACAUCUUGGUGUCCCGCUAUAUUAAUAACCCUCUACUUAUAGAUGAAUUCAAGUUUGACAUGCGUUUGUAUGUGUUGGUUACAUCAUACGAUCCACUACUCAUUUAUGUAUAUGAAGAAGGCCUUGCCAGGUUUGCCACCGUCAAGUAUGACAGGACUGCAAAGAAUAUUAAGAACACCUUCAUGCAUCUCACCAACUACAGCGUGAACAAAAAGAGCAGCGAUUAUGUCAGUUGUGAUGACCCUGAGGUUGAAGACUACGGCAACAAGUGGAGUAUGAGUGCAGUGUUGCGCUAUUUGAGGCACGAGGGGAAGGACACCACAUUGUUGAUGAGGCAGGUGGAGGACCUUAUUAUCAAAGCUGUGCUGAGUGCCGAGAUGCACAUCGCCAGUGCCUGCAAGACGUUUGUUCCGCACCUGACAAACUGCUUUGAACUUUAUGGAUUUGAUGUGCUCAUUGACUCCAACCUCAAACCCUGGUUGUUGGAGGUGAACCUUUCUCCAUCUUUGGCCUGUGAUGCCCCGUUGGAUUUGAAGAUAAAGGCCAGCAUGAUAGCAGACAUGCUCUCACUUGUGGGCUUAGUGUGUCAGGACCCUGUGAUGAGGAAGCCACGUUCUGAGCGAGGCAGCUUGGACACCAGCCUCAAGCAGACAGCCCAAAGAACACAGAAACCUUUCCCUGCACCUACAGCCAUUUCACACAACUCAAUGUGGCAGAGGCCCUCACUAGCCACUCACUGUGUGGCAGUGGCGUUUAAAGACAAGCCGGGAGGAGAAAGCACGCUGGGCUUGACUGCUGAGCAGGUCAAAAUUGUAAGAAGGACAAAGGAAGAGUAUGAGAGAAGAGGAGGCUUCAUCAGAAUCUUCCCCACUGAAGACACAUGGGAGCUCUAUGGAGGAUAUCUGGAGUCCAAGACACCAAUGAACUUCAUGUUGGCAAACAGACUUUUCCAUGGAAGGAAUGGGGGAGGGAAUGCGCAGCUGCGGAUGGCCACGGUCGACGGCUACCAUGCCGUCCAGUACGAGAGGAAGCUGCCGUCUCUGGAGGCCCGUAAGAGGAGACGGCACCACCUGAGUCAUCGCCCUGCUGUUGGAAAGAAGAAAUCGGGGACGCAAUCCAAGGCCUCCCUGACGGAGAGCAGCGGCCUGGAGGGAGAGGAUUGCAUACGGGAGGAAAGAGAUGAGAUGAAACGUGUUCUCAAGCCAAUAUUACACAAGGUUUUGGUAGCAGAGCAAAGAAAACAAGUGGCUUCACCAGCGCAGCACUCUCACAGCGAGGCUCCGUCCAGCUCAGAGGCAACAACACACAACAGCAGGCCCCGUGUCAACCUGCUUCACAUCCUGCGGCAGGGGUGGGACAUCAGUAAAGUUCAGGCCCGGAUGACCUUUUCCUCUUACCUGCAGCGAGUUCAACAAAGACUGUUGACAGAGAACAGGAUCAAUGGCAUUUCAGCAUGGACAGACAAGGACAAUUACCAAAUGGAGCUGGUUAUUCGCUUCCUGAAAAGGGCUGCCAGUAACCUCGACCAAGACAUCAAAGUGGUUCUGCCCAGUCAUCGGCUACCAGUCCAAGACCGCAGACGUAUCCUGUCCCACCAACUAGGAGAGUUUAUCCACUGUUACGACAAGGAAACGGAGCAUAUGGUGAGAAAACAGCAGACUGGUACAGAAGAGAAGUGUGUUGACCCCAAAGUGUUUCACGAGUACAUCACGGCUGCAAGUGAAAGCGAUCUAGAGGAAGUACUGACGUUCUACACACAGAAAAAUAAAUCAGCCACGGUCUUCCUUGGAACAAAAGUCAGGCGUGUUAAAAAAGCCUUUCAUGAAAUACAUGCCGCACAAGAGCCAAACAACUGUGAGACUUCCAAAACUCUGCCUGUGGCCAAAGAGGAUUCCAGCUCUUUGGAAUCAACGCCCUCCACAAGGAAAGUCAGCAGUGAGACAGACAACAGGGCCACUGAAGAUCAACCCUCUGUUUGUUUGUCUGGAGACCAGCUGACCGGAUUUGGAUAUGCAAAAAUUCAUCCGCAACUCCAGGCUUCCCAAAGCUGCUUGAGCUUUCCCGUGACACAGGAAAGCCCUUCAUCACUGUCCCUUCAUCAUCCUUCACCUUUGCCGCUCCCCCCUCAGCCUCCAUCCUAUGCUCAAUCCUUGGCAAAGUCCCAAUUCUCCCAGGCUGAGGUGCUCGCUGAUUGCCCUGUAUACACCCCUCUUUCUGGGCCUAUGGGGCAACCAACCCAGGUUCUCUGGAGAAUUCCAUCUUCCACCACGUCCACUUUGAGCUCUAGAGGAGCUUCCUCCAUCACCAGUGCCAUGCACAUCUAUAGCCAGAAGCUCGCAAGAUCGACAUCUGCAGGCCAAGCGUCCAGAAUGUACAGUUCCAGUAAGAUGAAGUCCAACUCUGAGGGGGCCUUCAAGGAGUUAAAUUCUCUUACAGUCCAGGCCCAGUCCAACCAGCAGGCCUUCAUCUCAGCUCUGCAGAAGUUGGCCGACAAGCAAGUUGCCCGCAACAAAGCCGGCUCCAGGCACAUCAACCUGCUGACACAACAUUUGACAAGGCUAAACCUGGCAAGCAGAAUAUUGAGCAGAGAAAACCCACAGAUGUCACACCCUGCUGCCAUCACCCAAGGAUCUAUGGGGGUGGUUCACUCUGUCAAUGGUCCUCUUAGAAACAACACCUUUCAUAGGAGGAUUAAGGACAGGAAGGCUUCCUGUGACGGGCAGAGUGGAAGCGACUUUCCCUCCGUGAUGUCGGCGAAUCCAGAGCAGCGCUGGCAGCCCCCCACAAGAAGCUACCAGCUUCAGUUGGCUGUCCAGCAACUGCAUCAGCAGAGACUUCAACAGCGGGAAUUCUUGGACCAGAACCACGACGCACACCAGGAUCAACAGUCUGACGAAACCAUCGCUCCCCACGCAACAGUUCCCACAAAGCCAUCCAGCUUCCUUGGACCACCCCAUCACGGUCACAUCCAGGCCUGUGAUAGUCCUGUUCUCUCCCCGAAGCCACCCAGCGAGGCCCGUGAUGGCCCGGUCAAGAAACCAGCAACACAGCGCCUCGUCAAGCAGACGUCCACUCAGAUGUUGGUUUCCGGAAGUGUGACCAGCGAACAGCACUCGGUCUGUAAGACCAUCUGCCCCAAGACAGGGCUUUCCGUGUACCGCAAGUUGCUUCAGGCCCGGGAGCCAAGUCCCAGAUGACACCAGUGUGACCAGAGGCGCAUCCUGCCACUCUGCUGGCCCGACAGGUGUCUCUGCAUGUAACCACACAGCCACACUGCCACACAGGUGUAUUCUGGGUAGGAACAACAGCAGAAAGCGUGCCGGGGUUGCUAUUCAUUUGUUUGUCACGCUGCCACAGACAUGGCAGGGGAUGGCGUGCCAGGCACGGAAUCCCCAGCUUUGACGCAUGUUGGGAUUUAGUUGUGCAGGCGGAGAUCACGUGGCCUUUUUUUUUUUUCCAGCCUGCACUGCAGUCUCCACGCCAACAGUUGCCCUCCUUCUUUCUCUCCAUGCCAUCAAUGCCACGGAAAGAUUUCACAGGCAGAUAUCUUUCAGCAGAUGCCCUGUUGGCAUUUAGCAUGCUCGCUAUUCACAUGAAGCCACCCCUCCCGCAACCUCCAAUGAGAGACAUUUCAUGAAUGGCGAGCACGCAGGGAAGUUCCUGGCAUUAGACGCUGACUUCCAGUCCAGAAUGAAAACACACGCUUACCAAAUCUGACUGUGUGCUCCUCUUUGGCCUGAGGAUGUGUAUAAUUAUAGCAACCUUUCCUGAUGGCUCGUGAUUCUUCUCUUCAAUUAUUGACACGUGGGCGUUUUUAUGGAUGGACCUCAUUUAAUAUGCAGAGUCAAUUAUUGUUAUUAUUACUUACACAAUGGUUGCUCACAAAAUGAGUACACCUCUCACAUAUCAGCCAAGCCAAGGACAUACUGCACUAUAGAAAUGAAAGUUAUUAUUGUUAUUGUUUAGACUAGUCAGUGUACAGCUUGUAUGGCAGGAUAGAGUUACUGUUAUUUGUAAAAAAAAAUGGCAACUAUUCAGUACACCUCACAUGUUCUAUUUAGUGUGAGCACCAUUUUUAUGUAGUACUACCUGAACCCUCUCGGGUUCUGAGUUCUCCAAUUCCUCCAUGAUGACAUCAGUGGUGGAUGUUAGAUACCUUCCACUUGAUGUCCCACAGGUGCUCCAUUACCUUCAGCUUCCUCCGAAAGGCAUUUCCGUCAUUUGGGUUUGUUAUCAUGUUGGAAAACUGACAUGGAUCAUUCCUCUGUAUCAGAAUGUCACAGUAUAUGUUGCGCGCAGACCUCACAGCUAGGAAACCAGGGUUCAAUUCCACCCUCGUCCAUCUCUGUGUGGAGUUUGCAUGUUCUCCCCGUGCAUGCAGGGGUUUUCUCCGGGUACUCCGGUUUCCUCCCACAUUCCAAAAACAUGCUAGGUUAAUUGGUGACUCCAAAUUGUCCAUAGGUAUGAAUGUGAGUGUGAAUGGUUGUUUGUCUAUAUGUGCCCUGUGAUUGGCUGGCGACCAGUCCAGUGUGUACCCCGCCUCUCGCCCAAAGACAGCUGGGAUAGGCUCCAGCACCCCCCGUGACCCUAGUAUGAAUGAAUGAAUAUGUCAAUGAACCUCAGCUCCCCAGUGCCGUCAGGAUUCAUACGGCCCCAGACCAUGACACUGCGACUGCCAUGCUUGAUUGUAGGCAAGACAUAAUUAUUUCGCUAAUUCCAUUGGCAGCAAUUGAUAUGGAUUGAAUGAAUAGUAGUAGACUACAGUAAUUAAUAUUAAUAAUAAUAUUCAUGUUUCAUUUAGAUUAAAACGGGUUGCUGAAAUGUGAGGAGUGUGCUCACUUUUGUGAGUGUAUAACAAGUAAACUCAGGGUGUGUUGUUAAUAAAACCUUUUUUGUUGUGUAGUCAUAGAUUCAGUAUAUGUUCGUGAUCACGUUGAAUGAAAUACUUGAAUUCCACGCAUGUCGUUGUGAUAUCUCCUGGUGAUAACUUUUGCACACAUUGUCAUAUCCAACUUUUAGGAUUUGAACAUUGAAAAUGCACGGUCGUCGUGUAAAAUGUCAUGUUGUGUACUUUUACGCCAGUGCAUGCUUUAUUACCACACUCCAUAUCAAUGUGUAUUUGUAUUUGUACUGCAGUACUGCAGUUUAGUUUACUGACAAUCCCUGAAUGUUUACAACUCUGGUGCAUGGCAAUGUUAACUAUUUUUUGGAAUUAUUGAGGUUGUAGCAAAUUGAGACACUGUAAUACAUGGCGAUCGUAUACAAAUGUACACUGGACAUGCAGUAAAUAGUGAAAAAUGUGGAGUUCUUCUUUACGGUCAUCUGAAUUGACUCUAUUAUACCUUUUGAAAGUACUCCAUAAAGUGCUCUAUAAAAAAAACAAAACAACACAACAUUUCCAACACUACUAAACAACUCUACCCAACUGUCAUUUAAUUAAAAAGGUGUUUCCAAGAGUAAUAAGAACAUAAUUUACAAUUAAUUAGUGUUCACUUGCAUGCUCUCAUUCAGGAUGGGCAUAAAAAUCCAUUAACCGAGCUUCAGGAAUUUAGGGAAUCAUUGUAAGGAGUGACUUGAUGUUGAGUUCCAUUCAUGCUAUGGCAUGGAAACAGGGGUUCAGAACAUUCCGAGAAUGAUUCUCCCAUUUUUUGAAAAUACAGUAAACCUCGGAUAUAUCGGAUUCAAUUGUUCCCACUGGUUUUGUCCGAUAUAAGCGAAAUCCGUUAUAUGCGUAUACCGGAAAAUGUCCGUUUUACGCAUAUAUCGGAUUUAUAUCCGGUAUAUGCGUAAAUGGGAUUUUAUCCGUUAUAAAAAGGCACUUCCUUGACUAUGUUUCCAAUGUACCUGGACGCGCAGGCAACGCUGCAAACGCUGCAAAUGACGUCGUAUAGCGGCCUGUCACGAUUCGGCGAAUCGGAGCGCCACGAUGCGGCCAUCCGAUAUAUGCGAGGGAAAUUUAAUGGAAAUGCAUUGGAACGGGACUGGAGAUUUUGUCCGAAAUAGGCAAAAUCCGUUAUAAAAAAUCCGAUAUAUGCAAUGAAUUUUUAUUGGAAAUGCAUUACAGAAAAAUCUGUUCUUUUUUUAUCUGUCCGUUGUUAGCGAAUUUCCGAUAUAUCCAAGUCCGAUAUAUCCGAGGUUUACUGUAAUAUAAAAAAAAAAAAACAAUAACAAUUCAUCGCUUAAUUGUUAGUGAAUCUGAAGGAAAUGUAGUCCAAUGCCCAUCCCUUGUUCUCAUACAACAAACAGGCUUUACUUUCAAGUGAAAUCAUCCCUGUUGCAAUGCAGAGGUAUUAACAUCACCAUUGAAAUACGACUUUGAAUAGGUUGGUUUCCAGCAUUUUUAUCAUAUUUUCCUAAAAAUCCUUUUUUUAUUCAACAGCAUUUCAUCCUAAAUACACAGUGUAGCACAGCAUCGCUUUCCAGCUCGGACAUCCAAACGUGUCCUGUGUGUCCUGUCACGCUGAGUUCAGUCUCUCUUCUCAGUCAUUUUUCUGUUUUUUUUCCACCGUCUUUUGGACUGCAAUUAUGUCCUUAAGAAUGCAGUGGUCAUUCCAAGACAAGUUUUAUUCUGUUCUUCUUUUGAUCAAAACAGGAUGAGAAUAGACUGAGGUACGCGCUGUUGAAAAUGCUGGAAUAUGAAAUAGAAGGUAAGAAAGAUGAUUAAGGAACGGUCGGUCACUGAGAGGUCAAGUUGGGUUUUGACGGCGUCAUCGGUCAACUUGACCAGACGCCGUCAUUGUCUGUGGGGCUUCCAAUAGUGUUAAGGAGCUUGGACAAGGCUGAAGAAGAGGCAGUGGACGCUGCCCCAAAACCCCUUUUGAGUCGCUCCUGAGUAGUGCAGGAAGUGUCUCUGUGAUCCCUGAAGCUUCUUAGCUACACUUGCAGGACUUGACGACCAUGUUGGAGAGCUGCUCCACUUUAGGCGAGCGACCCACGUAGUAGAGGAUGGUGAGGGGCUCCAAGUCUUGGGGGACACAGCAGGGUGAGGCCGACGCCUCUGGGUUCAAGGUGUUGUACAGGCUCAGCAGCUUUUCGUGGAGAAAACGGAGCAAUUAUCAGAAAUGUUCAAGACUUGAACAGGAAUUUUUGGUGGUGUUUGACUUACUGUGCUGUGGGUGGUGUCGGCGCUGCGUAGGUAAGGACAGGGACCAGAGCAGAAGUUGGCAUAGUAGCCCUCAGGCUGAUGGAUCCACCUCCAGCCCAAGUCCUGGCGGAAAUUAAUAUAAAGUGGCCGUACACAGCAGUUCUCUUCGUAAUUGCUGUAGACCAAAAAAAAAAAAAAAAGAAGAGAUUAAAGGUCUUUAUAACACGACCGUGUGAACGUCAGCUAUUUCCUCCCUGAUGAGAGAAGUUCACAAAUUCCACUCUUAGGUGUGCCCUUAUUUUCCCUCGUUCCCAGCCAGCCCAGGUGUCUGUCAGCUCUACAGAGGAAAUGCGGAGGUGAGGAGAUGCCUGGCACGUAAUAGUGGUGAGCAUUUUCUCGUAGCUGGGACAGAUCCCGACUUGUCAUGCUGGUCUCGAUGAUGAACACGUUUAUUUCAUGUCGGUGUCUUCCUGCCUGCGCGUCCCGCAUGUCGGCCUGCUGCUUGUACAGCUGGAUCAUGAUAACACACCUGCAGCUAAUGCUGGACAGGAAACAAUGCUUCCAAUGACAUUGACAUGUCAUCAUGUUUUUUCUCCAGUAGAGCGUGCUAUCUAGCUAUUCAAUCAACUUAGCUACGGUGACCAAAUGUCCUGUUUUCACGCCCUGUUUUGGCCAUUUUUUUUUUAGAAAGUGGCUGCAGCCUCACAGCUAGGGAAACCGAGUUCAAUGCCACCCUCGGCCGUCUCUGUGUGGAGUUUGCAUGUUCUCCCCGUGCAUGCGUGGGUUUUCUCCGGGUACUCUGGUUUCCUCCCACAUUCCAAAAACAUGCUAGGUUAAUUGGCGACUCCAAAUUGUCCAUAGGUAUGAAUGUGAGUGUGAAUGGUUGUUUGUCUAUAUGUGCCCUGUGAUUGGCUGGCGACCAGUCCAGGGUGUACCCCGCCUCUCGCCCAAAGACAGCUGGGAUAGGCUCCAGCACCCCCGCGCGACCCUCGUGAGGAUAAGUGGCAGAAAAUGAAUGAAUGUAGUAUUCUGGUCACUACGUUACCUUACAUUAUAUAACCUUAACACUGCAUGAGGUCAUGAAGUCAGCCGUGGCAUGUCUGACAUUCUGACAUGAUAGAGUGGAAAAAAAGUUCUUCUCACAUCUUGUGUGGAAGUGGUAGCUUUUUUUUUCUUAAGUUUAGACGCAGUUAGCUAGUUAGUGUGCUAGCUUGCGGCCGUAUCGGGUGCCUGCUGCAUAAAAUUUAAACAAUGACUAAUAGGAGUGUAAAAAUGACUAUAUACUAUAUAGAUCAUUUAUUUCUACAGAGCUAUAAAAAUGUUAAAAAACAUAUUUAGAAAGUCAUACAUUGACCUCACACCUAGGAGAAACAAGUUCAAUGCCACCCUCUGUGCCAUCUCUGUGUGGAGUUUGCAUGUUCUCCCCGUGCAUGCGUGGGUUUUCUCCGGGUACUCCGGUUUCCUCCCACAUCCAAAAAACAUGCUAGGUUAAUUGGCGACUCCAAAUUGUCCAUAGGUAUGAAUGUGAGUGUGAAUGGUUGUUUGUCUAUAUGUGCCCUGUGAUAGAGUGGCGACCAGUCCAGGGUGUAAGACAGCUGGGAUAGGCUCCAGCACUUCCUGCGACCCUCGUGAGGAUAAGCGGUAAAAAAUGAAUGAAUGAAUGAAAUGCCCUAGUUUUUCAUUGGACCAUUAACAUGGUAUUGUACUCUGAUGUAAUCCCAUAAAGGCUGCUAGUUUUGCUAACAUAGCUAAUAUUAUUUCAUAUUUUUUCGUAUUUAUUUGUACUGUAAGACUUCAAAAUAGAGCUCAUUAUGUUCUUACAAGCCGAUGUGUCUAAUACCCAAGACACAUUAUUUCAUUCCAGAGACUGCUGUGGUUCUCAUUGGGAGUGACCAGGAUGGAUAGGAUCAGGAACAUGUACAUCAGAGGGACAUUACAUGUUUGAGGUCUUGGAGAUAAAGUCAGAGAGGCCAGACUGAGAUGGUUCGGACAUGUCCGGAGGAGGGAAUAUAUUGGUAGAAAAAAUUGUGGAACCUCUGAUACGUAUUUCAAAUUGUGGUAAAAUACUACAUGGGACCCAAUUGCCCUAUUUAGCUAUAUGACUUAUGAUUAUGAAAAACGGGCCUUACUUGAAGCAGUAAUUGGUGUCAAGUGCUCUCUUGCGCCUGCGGGAGGAGGAGUGCGUGUCGAGCCUGUGGGGGGGCAGCAUCAUGAGGAUGAGAUGGGGGUACAGCUGCUCCCUUUGUUUCUUGGUCCGGCUCAGAUCUUCAAAGUCUGCCUCCAUACCUGCAGGACGGCGUGAGAAAGGACACAAAAGACUUUUAGUGGAGCCACAACUACACCGUCGUAAUCAGCUGUCAUUUUUUUUACAGACGGAUAAUAUCGAGACGGGACUUUUCAUCCUUCUUCCAUUGCAGCGCUCUCCCAACUUCCCUCUUCCCACCGUUCCUCCCCUCGGCCCACCGUCUGCUCCUCCGCUCUAGGACUGAUGGCAAAAGCAGCAGAUAUCUCAGGAGAGAUGUUGCCGGUGGAUAUGUUGGCCCUGCUUUAAUUAGGGCCAAUCGUCUCAGCGCCAUGGCAGCACAUUCCUUGUGGCCAACCCGUUCCGGAGCGUUCUCAGGACCCGGGGCUCGGGGGCCCCCUCAUUGCUAAGUGAGAUACCAGAUCAGUGUCAUUCCCAUGCUCUCAGUCUGAUUUCCUCGUAGGAGGGGGAGCCUUUAUCGCCAUCACUGUAAUGACUAUCACUGCAGGCAUGGCGGUAAGGGUGCCAAACACAAUGACACAACUUCACUCGUUCGUUACACUGACCUGAUGAAAUUAAGUUGAUAUGAAAUAUAUUGCAAAAUUACAUACAGCAAAAAAAAAUGUCAGAUCUAAUUUACUUUUCCGUUGACCAUAGUAUUUAAAAACCUUAAUCUUCACAAAAAAAAGUCAGGUAGUCGACCCCGCAAAAAUGUCACCAGCCCUGAGCAGGAGGAUCCCAUUAGCUGACCAUCCUGGCCCAUAUGAAGGUUGUUACUGGUGCUGAGUGCGUUCCAGUAAUCAUCAGAUUGCAUCUGUAAGAGGAGGUUUUUAGAACAAAAAAAGCCUUCAAAGGCCUUGUUUUCCUCAACGCCACACAAUUGCCCAUUUAGAAUUUGCACAAGAGCACUAAAAAAAUGGAACCUGCUGUAUGUGACUAUUGUACACUUCAUCAACUUUUUACAUACGUAUAUACCGUAACUCUACUAGAUGCCAUAAAUCAACAACAUACUGUAGGUUUAAGGAGUGGGACAGGAGGACACAAAAUAUAUUUCAUUUAAUUUGUUAUUUUUAGGGCGGCACGGUGGUCUAGUGGUUAGCGCGCCGCCCUCACAGCUAGGAGAACGAGGGUUCAAUUCCAGUAGGGCGUGCUAUCUAGCUAUCCAAUCAACCAAGCUACGGUGACCAAAUGUCCUGUUUUCACGCCCUGUUUUGGCCAUUUUUUUUAGAAAGUGGCUGCACGGCGGAUAACCGAGUUCAAUGCCACCCUCGGCCAUCUCUGUGUGGAGUUUGCAUGUUCUCCCCGUGCAUGCGUGGGUUUUCUCCGGGUACUCCGGUUUCCUCCCACAUUCCAAAAACAUGCUAGGUUAAUUGGCGACUCCAAAUUGUCCGUAGGUAUGAAUGUGAGUGUGAAUGGUUGUUUGUCUAUAUGUGCCCUGUGAUUGGCUGGCGGGGUGUACCCCGCCUCUAUUUUUACUCUGACGGAACUUGACGUGCACCUUAAAAAAAUGUGCAACAUGAACCGCAAACCUGUGCUUGUUUUUUCUAUGGACAUAAUACACCAGAACCCAUAGUAAUAAUCAAAGACAAAAGACUGUUGUUGUUGUUCACUCUCAGCAAAACACUGCCCCUAGCACUCUGGUGGAGAACUACACGGGCCAAAGAGCUACAAAUGGAUCAAGACACCAUUAGAAGGGUCGGUAUUCUGACUUCCCUGUAGCAUAAUUCAGUCUUCAGUAGCUCACUGACUAAUAGCUGCCAUAGCUCCAGGCGUCAUUUUAUGAUGUAUAGUGAAGCCUGCCUGCAAGUUUUUUUGAGUGCCUCUUGUCUCUAAAGUGGAGCAAACAAGUGAGGGAGAUGAUGGAGUUCCUACAGACUCUAUGGACACCUACAUGUGAAGGUUCCUUUCAAUAAUCACCACAUCAUUGUUUCCAGAAAUUAGACUAUGGGGUAUUAUUAGUCAAAACCUAAUUAAAUACAAGUGAUAUGUGGUAUUCUGGGCUGCACGAUGGUCGAGUGGUUAGUGUGCAGGCCACACAGCUCGGAGACCCGAGUUUGAUCCCACCAUCGGGCAUCUCUGUGUGGAGUUUGCAUGUUCUCCCCGUGCAUGCGUGGGUUUUCUCCGGGUACUCCGGUUUCCUCCCACAUUCCAAAAACAUGCUAGGUUAAUUAGCGACUCCAAAUUGUCCAUAGGUAUGAAUGUGAGUGUGAAUGGUUGUUUGUCUAUAUGUGCCCUGUGAUUGGCUGGCCACCAGUCCAGGGUGUACCCCGCCUCUCGCCCGAAGACAGCUGGGAUAGGCUCGAGCACCCCCCGCGACCCUUGUGAGGGUAAGUGGCAGAAAAUGAAUGAAUGUAGUAUUCUGGUCACUCCUUAACUUACGUUAUAUUACCUUAACACUGCAUGAGGUCAUGAAGUCAGUCAUGGCAU
Molecule: messenger RNA, 12575 nt
Organism: Doryrhamphus excisus (bluestripe pipefish)
Lineage: Eukaryota; Metazoa; Chordata; Actinopteri; Syngnathiformes; Syngnathidae
Gene: ttll5
Product: tubulin tyrosine ligase-like family, member 5
Biological process (GO): microtubule cytoskeleton organization; protein polyglutamylation
Cellular component (GO): ciliary basal body
Molecular function (GO): tubulin-glutamic acid ligase activity; tubulin binding
Source: RefSeq, a predicted model, not a curated record